AUGUUAAUAAAACCUUUCGUGCACCACCUCCGAUGUGAUCGAAUGCAGUCUCUUUACAGAUGUGAUGAUAUGAACCUUCUUUUAACAUCAAAUCCAUCCAUAUUUUUUGAUACUGUUAUUGACUUUAGUGCUUACCAUCAGGAGGCAGUGUCUGAUGUGAUGAAUAUUCUCCAGAACAGGAUUGGGUUCUAUGUGCUUAUCAGUACUGAUUCUGUGUAUGAAGUCUGUAUCAAGAACCACUUCCAACCCACAAGAGAAUCAGAUGCUGUCCGUCCCACAAAUGAAGCACUCCUCAAAGAAUACAACCAAAAAGAUGAUUAUGGUAACCGGAAGUUGCAAUGUGAAGAAAUACUUACAUCUCAAAGUGGGAGCAACAAAGUCCCCUAUAUCAUUUACCGCCUACCUGAUGUCAUUGGACCCCGAGACAAUACAUAUCGGUGGUGGAUAUACCAGAGUUGGAUGCGGCUACGAAAAUAUCUAGAAAGACCAGUUUCCGUUCCAGAUGCUUUUGUUAACAAGCCAAUGAGUCUUGUCUAUGUGGAAGAUGUUGCAGAUGUCAUUGUUAAGUACAUGUUUGGAGGUGAAGGCAUCCAGAAUGAAAACCCGGAUUAUGGAAAAACUACCUGUGUCAAAUUUCACGGCAAUCUGUUGUUGACUGGGCAUGAAAAUGGAGCUGUUCUGUGUUGGGCAAAUGCAGGCACUAAAACACAGACAUGUACAACUCUGCACAGGCAUCGGAGCACAGUGACAGCCUUGACUGUUGUUGAUAAAUCUAACCUGAAAAAUGGCAAAAGUCCUGUUUUUACAGUGAUUUCUGGAUCAGAGGAUCGGGAUCUUCGUUUCACAACAUAUGAGUUCAAACCUUUAAAAUCAGCAUGUUAUAAUCAUUCUACCGCUAUCACAUCCAUUAGUUCUUGGGGUCAGUAUUUUGUGACUGGAAGUCAUGAUACCAUUCUCUGUGGUCAGUGGGUCUUUCAUCUAUCCAGCAACUUGAAAUGGGAAAGGUGUCACCAUUUACUUGGACACAGUUGUUCAUAUGUACGAAGUACAGCAAUAUGGGGCAAUAAGGUUGUCACUGGUGAUGAUGAUGGCAAUGUUUAUAUUUGGGAAUUAAUAGAAACUAAUAAGCGUUAUUUACUACCCUUGGUAAUACACACUUUACCUGGGCCUGUGCAGCAAACCCUCAUUUGUGGAGAUCGAAUUUUGUGCUUAGCCAACAAAGAUGUGUUGGCAGUAAGUUUGAAUGGUGAAAAGUUUUAUAAGUUCUCUGUAUAUAAUGAAUUAUUUCGAAAUCCUGAAUGUUUAGGAGCUUGGGGUCCAAUUUUGGCGAUUGGGCUUAAAUCAGGAAUAGUAGCUGUGUACCACUUCGAGAAUGAUGCAGAAUGGCAAAACAUCAAUGUGUCUAAACCCUUGCAAAUGUUGCACUCUGGACAAGAACAUGUCAUUGAUGUUGAUAUCACAGACUCGGGUCUUGGUUUAUCAAUAACCUUUUCCACUGAUGACAAUUCCGUCCACCUGGCCCACUGGUUACCACAUCUACCACAAACCACAACAUAG
Acanthosepion pharaonis is the source of this 1557-nucleotide messenger RNA. NCBI's taxonomy places the organism in Eukaryota, Metazoa, Mollusca, Cephalopoda, Sepiida, Sepiidae. The record is from the annotation of a GenBank genome assembly.